Molecule: messenger RNA, 1108 nt
Organism: Cuscuta epithymum
Lineage: Eukaryota; Viridiplantae; Streptophyta; Magnoliopsida; Solanales; Convolvulaceae
Source: the annotation of a GenBank genome assembly
AGUUCAUGAGUUUAUUUGACCUUUUAGCCAAAAAAGCAUACAUCCCUUUGCUGACAACUUUAGGGGCAAUUUUACCCCUUUUCCCAUAUAUACGUCUCGGAAGAGCGCAUCUAAAACAAAAUUCCCAUCUAAAAUGGCCGCUGGUGCAGUUUCCGGAUGCAUAUUUUGUCAAAUCGCCACCACUUCCACCUGUACCACUCUCCUCCACUCCGAUGAAAAUGUAGUAGCUUUUCAGGAUAUCAACCCUUCAGCUCUCAGGCAUUACUUGGUAAUUCCAAAGGAGCAUAUUCCUACCGUUAAAGAUCUCAAGAAAAGCCAUAAUGACUACUCCUUGGUGAACCACAUGCUAGAUGUUGGAAAGAGUUUGUUAUGCAGAGAUGCACCUCAGAGCAAGCAAUACAGGUACAAAUUCUUGAAGACAUGGAAUUUGAUGGAAGUUUUCUCGCACUUAAAAUAAAUGUAUAUAGUGAAGACCUCAAGUUGAUGGCAGUUAAAUGAGGUUAACACCGUGGUAUGAUCUUGGUCACAAACAUAGUGGUGCAGUCUCUUUUCCCAGCUGGGUCUGCUGUCUGAUUUAGAACUUGGUCUGCUCUGGACCUGUGAUUUUUUUGUCAGAUUUGGAUUUCAUCAGCCUCCUCUGAACAGUGUUAACCACCUUCAUCUCCAUUGCUUAGCACUUCCUUAUGUUCCCAGUGGUUAGGCUGUUAGCUAGUUGGCUGCUCCAGUCCGCCUGAGCUAAUUUUACUGGCCGGGCUAGGGGUAGAAGGGCACCCAGCCAGAGCCUCCUCAAUUUCGGCAAAUAGCUUAUAAUUCUAAGUGAAACCUUUUUAUUUUGUUUUACGUGAAUGGUUUGUUUUCUGAGUUGGAUGAGAGUAGGGGGUGGGCACCGGUCGGGACGAUUCAGGAUUCGGAUUAUCCCGGUCCCAACCCAAUUAGUAAUAAUUGUACGAGACGGUACAUGACAAGCCUUUGUCCUAGUCUUGUCCCAUUUAAAUUGGGACCGGCUGAAUUAGAACGGUUCGGGAUGUUCUAAACUGAUAAAAGAGUAUUUUACAAAAAAUCAUUAUUUGUAAUUAUAAUAUAUUAGCAUUUCUAAAGUAUCAUGCAC